Molecule: messenger RNA, 3049 nt
Organism: Plutella xylostella (diamondback moth)
Lineage: Eukaryota; Metazoa; Arthropoda; Insecta; Lepidoptera; Plutellidae
Source: RefSeq, a predicted model, not a curated record
AGCUAUAUAGUAGUGUGGCGUCCCGCGCGCCUUCAAACGAGUGUGUGAGCGCGGGCGGCACGCGCGUGUGACAGUGAACUUGUGCGGGUGAUCGCGCACCACAUACACUAUAUAUUAUGCAGUGGAUUUGUUGACGAGCCGAUCUAAUUAUGAGGCUAUCCCUGCAAGUAUGCGCGGUGCUCGCGGUGCUCGGCGGCGGCGCGGCCGAGCCCGCCAUCGCCAACUACCCCAGCCAGAACUACGCCGUGUUCGGCUCCCCCAUCCGGGCGGACCUGGACGAAGACGGCUACUUCUACCCGAAGCCCAAUGUACCCUUCCCGCCGCCGCCGAAGCCCGAUGAAGGCUAUGUUUACGAGAAGCCGAGGAUACCCUUCCCGCCGCCGCCUGCUCCGACCAGGCCUCCGCCCCCGCCCCCGACCAGGCCGCCCCCGCCGCCCCCUACGCAGCCGCCCCCGACCAGGCCGCCGCCGCCGCCGCCGACAUUCUCCACGAUCCUGCCCAACUAUCGAACAACAGGAUACGUGUACGAAACGCCGAAAGUGCCGUUCACUUUGCCUCCUCCAACUUACCUGCCGCCGUCGACGAGGCCGCCGCCUCCUCCGACGACUAGGCCUCCUCCACCGCCUACCACUAGGCCUCCUCCACCACCUACCACUAGACCGCCUCCACCCCGUACCAGCCCAGCCCCGACUUACUCGACCAUCCUAAACGUCUACCAGACUACUGGCUACACCUACCCCACUCCUCAAGUGCCGUUCACUUUCCCGACGACCACUAGGCGAACACCGCCGCCGACUUACCUGCCACCUACCACUAGGCCCAAUCCUCCCCCGACUUACUUACCUCCAACCACGAGGAGAACUACCACCACUCCACGACCAACUUUACCUCCUACAACCAGAGCUACUCCUCCUCCAACCACCCGGCCGCCUCCAACUUACUCCACUCUGCUGCCGGCGACCAGGACCACUGGCUACACGUACCCCGUGCCAAAUGUACCCUUCACUUACCCCACGACCACCACUCCUAGACCUACCCCACCUCCAACUUACCUGCCACCUACCACUAGAGCUACCCCACCUCCUACCUAUUUACCUCCUACAACUAGAAGGAUCACAACCACUCCGCGACCAACAUUACCUCCGACUACCAGAGCUACUCCUCCUCCAACCACUCGUCCUCCUCCAACUUACUCAACUCUCCUCCCAGCUACUAGAACCACUGGUUAUACUUACCCUAUUCCAAAUGUUCCGUUCACUUACCCCACAACGCAGCGUCCAAGGACAAACCCACCGACUUACCUGCCGCCGACCGCACGGCCAACGCCUCCGCCAACUUAUUUGCCUCCUACUACUAGGAGGACCACCACGACUCCUCGACCCACUUUGCCUCCGACCACCAGGGCCACUCCGCCACCUACCACUCGUCCUCCUCCAACUUACUCCACACUCCUCCCAGCCACCCGAACCACUGGCUACACUUACCCUGUGCCGAAUGUUCCUUUCACUUACCCAACUACUCAGAGGCCUACGUUGCCGCCUACUACUAGACGAACUCCCCCUCCUACCUAUUUGCCCCCCACAACCAGACCUACACCUCCGCCGACAUAUUUGCCACCUACCACUAGAAGGACAACCACCACACCAAGGCCUACACCUCCUCCCACCACUAGGGCCCCGACUUACUCAACAUUACUUCCUGCAACCCGCACUACUGGCUACACUUACCCCGUGCCAAACGUUCCGUUCACUUACCCCACUACGCCAAGGCCUACACCCCCACCCACAUAUUUACCGCCGACUACAAGGCGAACUCCUCCUCCCACUUACUUACCUCCCACAACUAGACCCACACCACCGCCAACCUAUUUGCCUCCUACAACGAGGAGAACCACCACAACGCCGAGACCCACCCUGCCUCCUACAACCAGGGCUACCCCUCCUCCAACCACCCGCCCUCCUCCAACUUACUCCACUCUCCUCCCAGCCACUAGAACCACUGGCUACACUUACCCUGUGCCAAAUGUUCCAUUCACUUACCCCACAUUGCCGCCAACUACCAGGCGCACGCCUCCACCAACUUACCUACCUCCUACAACUAGGCGCACUCCUCCUCCUACUUACCUUCCCCCUACGACGACUACCACUACUACUACCACCACUCCCAGACCAACCCCGCCGCCGACAACUAGGCCCCCACCAACUUACUCCACCUUACUACCUGCCACACGAACCACGGGCUACACUUACCCCGUCCCAAACGUUCCUUUCACUUACCCCACGACACCAAGGCCUACACCCCCGCCAACUUACCUGCCGCCUACAACCAGACCCACUCCUCCACCUACUUACCUUCCCCCGACUACUAGAAGGACUUUCCCUCCGCCGCCUCCUCCGACUAACCCCCCAGUGAAAGUGACAACGGGCUACAACUACCCCGAACCUUCAGUUCCGUUCACUUACCCCACGCAAGCUCCAGUGUACAUUCCACCUCAAACGACAAGACGACCAGUGUAUAUCCCCCCUCCAACGACCAGAGCCCCAGUAUACAUCCCGCCACCCACCACUCGGCCACCCUUUGUACCUGACCAGGGGUAUUACUACGAUAAGCCGUCGGUACCUUUCAACUUUUAAUUAUAAUUGAUUCGAAUUUCCUUAAGUUGCCAUAAGUGUGAUACCAAAUCGACCGUGCGGUGCGUAUUUCGCAAAUACGGAUUGACACGGCCGCUAAUCGAAAAGGUGUUUUAAUUUAGAUUUAGUCUGUAACAAAAUAUAUCGCAGUGUUUGUUACAUAUUUUACUGUAAUGAAUCAUGAACAGUGGUUGGCAUACGAUAUAUUUUGUUAUAAGAUGAAAAUUAGAGACAAUAUUACGUACAAGUACUUAUAGAUAAUAAUCUUGUCGAAGUUACCAAGAUUCUAGUGAUUUUUUUAUUAGAUAUAUGUAUUUUUAUUGAUAGCAUAAUGGUAAAUACUCAAAAAACGAUGUAAAUCACUGCCUUAACUAAUUCUACGUCUAAGUUUUGUAAAAAAUAUAUUUUUAGUAAAAUUA